Acanthosepion pharaonis is the source of this 531-nucleotide messenger RNA. The record is from the annotation of a GenBank genome assembly. Lineage: Eukaryota; Metazoa; Mollusca; Cephalopoda; Sepiida; Sepiidae.
AUGCAUUUUUUUUUCCCUUCAUUUUACCCCCCCACAUUUCAUUUUCUUUUUUACUUUUUCUACCUUCCUUCGUUUCUCAAUUAUCUUGCCUUUUAUUUCUCUCUUCUACUUUUUCUUGUUUUCAUUAUCCCUUUUCUUGAUCCCUUUUUCUAUUUUCCUCUAUCCUGUCCUUUUCCUCUGUUCUCUCCUUUUUUCCUUCAUUCUCUCUCUAUUAUCCUUUCUUUCCUUCAUUCUCUCUCUAUUCUUUCCUUUUUCUUCUUUCUUUCUCUAUUCUUUCCUUUUUCUUCUCUCUCUCUAUUCUUUCCUUUUUCUUCUUUCUUUCUCUAUUCUUUCCUUUUUCUAUUCUUUCCUUUUUCUUUCUCUAUUCUUUCCUUUUUCUAUUCUUUCCUUUUUCUUUCUCUAUUCUUUCCUUUUUCUAUUCUUUCCUUUUUCUUUCUCUAUUCUUUCCUUUUUCUUUCUAUAUUCUUUCCUUUUUCUUUCUAUAUUCUUUCCUUUUUCUUUCAUUUUUCCUUUUACUUUCUUUUCCCUUAA